CUCGAGUUAAACUGGGACUAAUGCCUUUAAUCACUUAGCCUUACAACCCCCAGCUACCCUCAGGAUCUCUUCCCAUUCUCCCCCUCCAGCAGGGUCAUUGAGCAUGCACAUGCGCAGGCCCAUAGCUGCCACCACUUCCGGGGGAACAGGCCAAUCACAGCACGGAACAAAUAAAUACAGGAUCCUGGGCCUGCCUCAGCUUAAAUCCAUGUAGUCGUAAUGGAGGUGGUAUGACUGCGUUACAUGAGAUUUUUAUCGGGACGACAGUUUUCAAGUUGCAAAGUGGCCACGUGAUCGCCAAAGAAGGAUUGUUGGGGUGUGAAGGAAUGAAUGGUUGCUUGCUUGGACCCGUGGCUACUUUGUUGAAGAAGAAAGUCAUUAAUCUUAAAUUUAGGUGAGUUAAUCCGUGGGAGAGCUGCAGUCAGUGAAUCUUUCUUGCCCUCAAGCUACGGGACAGGACACCACGCAAGACUUCAGUGGCUGCCAUCAGAAGCUGGCCAGUGUGGAACCUAAAGCUUUGAGGUCUGGGGGAGAUCUACUCGCUGGGUCUUGAGCUUACGGCAGGCCUUGCCAAGGGGAACAUUCUUACCCACCACCUUCAUUCUCUGCUCAAUGGAGUUUGUAACAGCCCUGGUACACCUCCAGGAAGAGUCUAACUGCCCCAUCUGUCUGGACUACUUGAAAGACCCAGUGACUAUAAACUGUGGGCACAACUUCUGUCGCUCCUGCAUCAACAUGAUGUGGAAGGAUCUAGAAGAUACCUUCCCCUGUCCUGUCUGCCGUUUUUGCUUUCGUAACAAAAACUUACGGAGCAACCGCCAGCUCAGUAAUUUGGCUGAAAUUGCUAAACUACUGCAGGUCAGAAGGAGCAAGAGAAAAAGGCAGGAAGAAUAUUCUGUGUGUGAGAAACACAAUCAGUUUCUGACCCUUUUUUGCGGGAAGGACCUAGAGGUUUUAUGUGCACAGUGCAGCCUCUCUGUUCAACACCAGAAACACUACAUUUGCCCCAUUAAGAAAGCUGCCUCUUAUCACCGGAAAAUUCUAGAAUAUAGCAUUGAGCCCUUGCAGAACAAUGUGGAACGAGUUGAAAAAGUGAUUUCUCUGCAAGCCAGCAAAAUUGUGGAACUGAAAAAGAAGGUAGAGUAUAGGAGAGAAGAAAUCAUUUCUGAAUUUGAGCAACUUCGACUGUUUCUGCAAAAUCAGCAAGAGGUUCUUCUUAGGCAGAUGAAAGAUGAAGAGAUGGACAUUUUAACGAAACUAAAUGCCAACCGUGUAACAUUUUCAAACCAUGUUUCCACAUUAAAACAUCUGCUGAAGGAGGUAGAGUGCAAGUGUGGGCAAUCGGAACUGGAAUUACUGACACAUGUGAAAGGUAUCUACCACAGGUAUCAAAACCUAAAACGUCCUGAGCUCUUUUUAUUCCGAUUAAAGAAAUAUGGACUUAGCCUUCCUCCACAAUAUUCUGGCUUGGGCAAAAUUAUCAAGCCAUUUCAAGUAGAUGUGAUUCUAGACCUUGAAACAGCACACCCUCGGCUAAUUGUCUCUGAGGAUAGAAAAACUGUGCAUUAUGGAAAGAGAAGAAAAUACCUUUGUUAUAACCCAAGAAGAUUUUACCUCUGCCCUGCUGUCCUGGGCUCUAAGAGAUUUAGUUCUGGCCGGCAUUACUGGGAGGUCAUAGUGGGAAACAAGCCUAAAUGGACCUUGGGAGUGUGUCAAGACUGUUUUCCUAGGAAUUGGAGGAAUCAGCCAGUAGCUGAGGGUGGGUUCUGGGCAAUUGGGAGAUAUAUUGAAAGCAUUUAUGUUAUGUUGGGUCCUAAGAGAAGCCAGCUUCUGCCCACAGUAAGACCCACUAAGAUUGGCAUUUUUUUGGACUAUGAGUUGGGUGAGGUUUCCUUUUACAAUAUGAAUGAUAGAUCUCUUCUCUAUACUUUUAAUGAUUCUUUUACAGAAGCUGUUUGUCCCUAUUUCUAUGUUGGAAUAGAUUCUGAACCUCUUAAAAUCUCUUCAGUAACAGAUGAUGAAAGAUGAAGUACCUGGGAAAGAAACAAUGCUGUUUCAGUAUCUAGGGAUAACUAGUAAAUUUAGUCUCAGCAAUUCUGGAUUCUUAUGGUUUACCGCUGAAAACCAGAAGAGAUUUUUCUCCUUCAUUUUAAGCAACUAUAAAACAUGAGAGUAACACCAAUUUUAUAGAUGUUUAUAGAUGCUUUUAGUUUCUAAGAUAAAGUAUUUGAAGAUUAUGCUACUUAACAAAUUUAAUAAAAUAUUUCUGUUGAAAUUACCUAUAA
Messenger RNA from Felis catus (domestic cat), 2285 nucleotides. It is a transcript of the gene TRIM60, whose product is annotated as tripartite motif containing 60. Lineage: Eukaryota; Metazoa; Chordata; Mammalia; Carnivora; Felidae. Gene Ontology annotation, molecular function: protein binding; zinc ion binding. The transcript has 3 exons. The record is from RefSeq and is a predicted model, not a curated record. The coding region runs from base 613 to 2028 and encodes 471 amino acids.